Molecule: messenger RNA, 2031 nt
Organism: Eutrema salsugineum
Lineage: Eukaryota; Viridiplantae; Streptophyta; Magnoliopsida; Brassicales; Brassicaceae
Exons: 4
Coding region: 1-2031 (676 amino acids)
Source: RefSeq, a predicted model, not a curated record
AUGCCGAGAGGUCGUCGCGAUCCCCCUCCGACGGAAGCCGAGCUCAUGCAUCAAACUCUUGCGGCUCUUCAAGAGCUGAUGCAGCAGUUAACGAUAGCGAUUCAGGCGAUGGCUGUGCAACCGAUGAUUGGCCUUGAGAACAAGGAUAGAGAACAGCAACUAGUAGCUCCUUUUAUGGGUGGUUUGAGGCAGCAAAUUCAAUUCACAUUGAAUUUGUUCAAUCCUUUGUCUGUUGCGGAAGCUCACCAGCAAGCUUUAACGGUUGAAGCUCAAACUAAAGUGAACUUCUCGGCGUGGAGUUCUGUUCGUCCUCCUCGCACUACUCCGACUUCUGUUUUCCCUCCACCAGAAACAGUUGCUCCAGUCACAGCUAUCCUAUGGAACGAAACAGUGCUGGUACCUGAAAACAACCAGCAUUCAAAUGGACCAGGAAAUUUGAGGUGUUUUAAUCGUGGAGAAACCGGCCACAAACAGUCUGUUUGCCUAACCCGAAAUCAACGUGGUAUCUUUUUAGAUGCUUUGGGCCGUGAUGUGGAGAUCGAUGUUGAAGACACUAUUCAUGAGGAGCAAUGUGAACUAGAAGCGGAUACAGGUCACUUAUUGAUGCUGCGGCGAUCUUGUUUGGCGUCUCGCGGAGAACCAGAGUUUUCUCAACGAAAUACCCUAUUUCAAUCACGUUGUAAGAUCAACAGACGAGUAUGCAAAUUCAUUAUUGAUUCAGGCAGCUGUGAGAAUGUGGUUGCAGAGGAAGCUGUUAAAAAAUUGGCUCUUAAAGACGAAAAGCACCUUACUCCUUACAAGUUUGUGUGGUUAAAUCAAGGCAAUGAAGUGUGUGUGACUCGUCGCGCUUUGGUGAAUUUUUCCAUUGGAGACGCUUACAAGGAUAAAGUCUACUGUGAUUUCGUUCCCAUGGAUGCGUGUCACUUGUUACUUGGAUGCUCUUGGGAGUUUGAUCGAAAGGUUCAACAUGAUGGUUUUCUCAAUACUUACAGUUUUUCCUUUCAAAAUCGCAACUUCACUUUGAAGCCUACUCUUCCGUCGAUCACACCAGCAACGAGAGCUCCUAUCGUAUUGUUACGACAUGCGUUAUUUGAAGAAGAAAUGUGUGAGGAAGGUUUUGUGUUUAUGUUGCUUACAAAACCAACUCUUACGGUCGCAAUCCAACAGAUUCAGCCAACCUUUCGGGAGAUUAUUCAAGAGUUCUCCGAUAUCUUUCCUGAUGAUCUUCCACACGGUUUACCCCCUCUGCAUGAUAUUCAACAUAUGAUUGACUUGGUGCCAGAUGCUUUAUUUCCCCAUCGACCUCAUUAUCGAAUGAGUCCAAGUGAGCAUGAAGAAUUGCGACAUCAAGUUGAAGAACUGCUUUCUAAAUGGUUUGUGCGCGAAAUUUUGAGUCCAUGCGUGUCGUACAUUAACAAGAUAACAAUGUGUUAUCGAUUUCUCAUUCCAAGACUAGAUGAUUUACUUGAUAAAAUCGGUGCUGCCACUUUGUUUUCUAAACUGGAUUUGAAGAGUGGCUAUCUUCAGAUUCGUAUACGACCUAGAGAUGAAUGGAAAACUGCUUUCAAGACCUGGGAAGGACUUUUUGAAUUGUUGGUCAUGCCUUUUAGUUUAUCAAACGCCUCUAGUACCUUUAUGCGUGUGAUGAAUCAAGCUUUGAGACAAUUCAUUGGUAAAUCUGUGGUCGUUUAUUUGGAUGACAUCUUGAUCUUUAGUUUGUCGUUUAUUCAUUUGCAUGAAGUCCUGAACGUACUUCGGCGUGACAAGCUCUUUACAACAGUGAAAAAAUGCGAGUUUGGGUCUCCUGAAGUUCAGAUUCUUGGCUACAUAGUUUCUGCUAGAGGCUUAGCUGUUGAUCCUAACAAGGUCUCGGCCAUUAUCUCUUGGCCUCUUCCAAAGACGCUUACGGAUACUCGCAGUUUUUACAAUUUGGCAUCUUUUUAUCGCUGUUUUGUUCCACAAUUCAGCAGUCUUAUGACUCCUAUAACAGAUUACAUGCGAGACAUUUGUCCGGACUCCAGCAGCGUCUAA